Molecule: messenger RNA, 1406 nt
Organism: Cladocopium goreaui
Lineage: Eukaryota; Dinophyceae; Suessiales; Symbiodiniaceae
Source: the annotation of a GenBank genome assembly
CCAAAUACCACGACUUUCCCAGUCAGCGCAGGCGGCCGCCGAAGCGGGCCGAAGUUGUCCUCCGCAUCGAAAGAUGUGCAAGACGGAGGAGGUGGGCGUUCAAAUGCUGCAGAAGUUGAAGCCGGCGGAACGGAGCGACCUCAACGAGGUUCGCAACGAGUACCUUUUCCGCACGCCCAUCCUGUCAGAUAUGCUUUUGCCCCUUCUGAAGGAUAAGCGUGAUGAACCCAUGCUACAUUUGAUGCUCAACAUUGCUGAAUUUGUCAUUCCGUCAGUGACCCUCAACUAUGCAGUGAAUUUUGCAGCCUUUCCGGCAUGGGUGAGGCAUCUCUGUGGUGUGACACACGUGGUGAUGAUGCUGGUGUUGUUCUUGGAACGCUUCAUGUUGAUGAUGCACUUCUCUUCUCAUCGCACCAUUUUCCACCACGAUGCGCUGAAUGAAUUGCAAGUUUGGCUCUAUGCGCCCUUCUUCGGGGUGCCCACGGGUGUCUACAAAUUGCAUCACGUGAUCAUGCACCACAUUGAGAACAACCACGAGUUAGACGCAUCCUCCACCGAGAAGUUCCAACGCGAUUCUUGGGCACACUUCUUCAGGUACUGGCUGCGCUUCGUCUGGGGUGUUUGGCUGGAGCUGCCUAUGUACUGCGUGCAGACCAAGCGUCUUGAGUGGGGUGUGAAACUUGUGAGCGGACUCAGCACCUACUUGGUGCUGGUCGUGCUGCUUGCGAAGUACGUGAACUUCACUGCCACCUUUUACAUCUUCAUGUUGCCAUACGUCGUCGGGAUGACAGGCUUGGCCUUUGGCAACUGGUCUCAGCACAUCUUCGUCAACCCCCAGGAUUCCAUGAGCAACUUCGGCUUGACCUACAACUGCAUUGACAACGCUGCGAACAAGCGCUCCUUCAACGAUGGCUAUCAUGCCAUCCACCACACCAACGCGCGUCUCCAUUGGUCGGAGUUGCCAAAAUAUUUCAUCGAGAAUCAGGACAAGCACAUUGCUGGCGGCGCCGUGACCUUUCGAGGCUUGGACUUCUUCGAGGUGGGAGUGUACACCAUGACCAAACAGCUGGAUAAGCUGGCUCGCUACUACGUUCACCUGGGCCCCGAGGACACCAAGCCCACUUUGCAGGAGAUCGAAGCCAAGCUCAAGUCCUGGCUGGUGCCAAUCGAACGCGAGGCGAAAAAGGCCCAGUAAGACCUGGGACCGCGUUUUUUCCCACCAGCAGGUCACAGAAAAAUACCACGGUGACCUUUGCACAUUGCGGGAUACUACGUCCGCUGACAUCUUUGACUCUUUCGGGCGACGAACGGCGGCCGUUUGGCAAGUGCUGUUGUGGCAUGUCAGGGCUGCUGGGUAACGCCUCACUUCUUUAGAUAUGGGCGUGUCUAAACAUGGGGGAUACACC